CCGGCUCUACUUUGAGGAGGAGGCUGCAUAAUUCCACCCAAAAGCAAGAGAGUUUUCCUGGAUCCAGGCCUCAGGGUUCUCUCCAAGGAGCCUCUGCCAGCUCUUGAGGAGGCUGUUGUGUGGCUCUCUGAGAAGGAGUGGAGUGCCCUGGUGGGCUUGGUGUGUGGAAGAUAUAGUGGAGACUGGCGAGAACAUGGCACCCAGAAAUCGGCAGAAGAAACACAAGAAGCCAGCUGUAACAAAGCCUGGUGCGGAAAAACAGGUGUCGGGAAAGCAAAAGAGAACAAAAGCAAGGGAGAAACCACAUAAAUGCAUGGAAUGUGGAAAGGGCUUCAGACGGAAAGCAAAUCUGCAGGUGCAUCAAAGAAUACACACAGGAGAGAAGCCAUACAAGUGCAUGGAAUGCGGAAAGAGUUUCAGUGAUAGUGGAUCAUAUAAGAAACAUCUAAAGGCUCACACAGGAGAUAAACCAUAUAAAUGUAUGGAAUGUGGAAAGAGCUUUGCUAAUGGGGCACACCUUUGUAUACAUCAAAGAACACACACAGGGGAGAAACCAUACAAAUGCAUGGAAUGUGGAAAGAGCUUCACUCAGAAAGCAGGUCUACAGGUACAUAAAAGAAUACACACAGGAGAGAAGCCAUACGAAUGCAUGGAAUGUGGAAGGAGCUUCAGUUGCAGUGGAAGUCUACGUUCCCAUCAAAGAACCCACACAGGAGAGAAACCCUAUGAAUGCAUGGAAUGUGGAAAGAGCUUCACUCAGAAUUCAGCUCUUCGUGUACAUCAGAAAAGACACACAGGGGAGGAAUCAUGUAAAUGCAUGGAAUGUGGGAAGAGCUUCAUUGGAAGACAACAUUUACAUCUACAUCAGUGCACCCAUACACGGAAGAAGCGACAUGAAUGCAUGGAAUGUGGAAAGAGUUUCAGUGAUAGGAGAGCAUUGACUGUACAUGAAAGGAGUCACUCAGGUGAGAAGCCAUACAAAUGCAUGGAAUGCGAUAAAACCUUUGGGUACAUUUCAAAUCUAAUGGCACAUCAAAAAAAUCACAGAGGAGAGAAACCAUACAAAUGCAUGGUGUGUGAUAAACAAUUCAGUCGGACUUCUCAUCUGCGCGUACAUGAAAGAACGCAUUCCGGAGACAAACCUUAUAAAUGCACAGAAUGUGGAAAGAGCUUCAGUCAGAUGGCAAAUCUACGUGUCCAUGAAAGGACACACACAGGGGAGAGACCAUACAAAUGCACAGUGUGUGGAAUGGGCUUCUGUGAUAAAGGCUCAUGUAACAAACAUCUAAAGACCCACACAGGGGAGAAACCAUAUGAGUGCGUGGAAUGUGGAAAGAGUUUCAGUUGCAGUUCUAAUCUACGUACACAUCAAAGAACCCACACAGGGGAAAAACCGCAUGAAUGCAAGGAAUGCGGAAAGAGCUUCCCUACUAGUAGCAGUUUGCAGUCGCAUCAAAGAACCCACACUGGGGAGAAACCUUAUGAAUGCAUGGAGUGUGGAAAGAGCUUCUCUCAUCGUCACGGGUUGCGAGCACAUCAAAGAACCCACACAGGAGAGAAACCAUAUCAAUGCCUGGAAUGUGGAAAGAGCUUCAGUUGCAGCGGACAUUUGCAAACUCAUCAUAGGACCCACACAGGGGAAAAGCCAUAUAAAUGCAUGGAAUGUGGAAAGGCCUUCAGCAAAAGUGACCGUUUACAUGCCCAUCAUAGGACCCACACAGGGGAAAAGCCAUAUAAAUGCAUGGAAUGUGGAAAGGCCUUCAGCCAAAGUAGAAAUUUAUGUACCCAUCGUAAGACCCACACGAGAAAAACCACAUAAAUGCAUGGAAUGUGGAAAGGCCUUCAACAGAAGUUGCUCAUAUAAUAAAUAUCUAAGGACUCACAUGGGUGAGACCAUGUGAA
This is a messenger RNA of Anolis sagrei ordinatus, 1902 nucleotides long. Lineage: Eukaryota; Metazoa; Chordata; Lepidosauria; Squamata; Anolidae. The record is from RefSeq and is a predicted model, not a curated record.